Messenger RNA from Caenorhabditis sp. 36 PRJEB53466, 1580 nucleotides. NCBI's taxonomy places the organism in Eukaryota, Metazoa, Nematoda, Chromadorea, Rhabditida, Rhabditidae. The record is from the annotation of a GenBank genome assembly.
AUGAGGUCGGGUCUUCAUUCGAAUCAGUUGACAGUCAUUUUGAGUGUUUUCCAGGUAUCCGUUUACUUUUUUGUACCCCCCGAAACAUUUGUGCCUUUCAGAUAGCCUUCCUGGUGAUAUUCGCACUUUUCGGAAGGUAUCACUCGAGUGCCCUUCCGAGUAAAACCGCAGACAAUGGCGACGGAGCAAAGGCGAACGGACAGUAUCCACUGUUCCAGGACACCCAUGUCAUGAUAUUCAUCGGUUUCGGCUUCCUGAUGACUUUCUUGAAACGCUACGGAUUCUCGGCGGUUUCUAUCAACAUGCUCCUAGCGGUGUUCACAAUUCAAUGGGGUCUGAUUGUGCGUGGAAUCGCCACCUCUCAUGAUGGAUUCCAUUUUACCAUUUCUCUGGAGCAACUGCUCACCGCCGAUUUCGCCGCCGCCGUCGUGCUCAUUUCGAUGGGGGCAAUGCUCGGCAAACUGUCCCCCACACAGUACGUCAUAAUGGCGUUCAUCGAGACGCCCGUGGCUCUGAUCGUCGAGCACGUCUGCGUGCACAACUUGCAAAUCAACGACGUCGGCGGUUCGAUCGUCGUGCACGUCUUCGGUGCGUACUUUGGAAUCGCGUGUGCGAAGGGAUUCGGGCGCAAGGAGCAGCGGAACCAUCAGAACGAGGGAUCCACCUACCACACUGACAUUUUCGCCAUGAUCGGAGCGGUCUUCCUUUGGGUCUACUGGCCGUCUUUCAAUGCCGUUAUGGCUGCCACCGAUGAUGCGCGUCAACGAGCCGUCGCGAACACUGUGCUCUCCCUCUGCGCGUGCACUAUUACGACGUUCUUGGUCUCUCAGGCGGUCGACAAACAUGUAAGAUUAUUUUAAUUCAAAACUGUCACUAACAUGUUUUUUUGUUUAGAGACGCUUCGAAAUGGUGCAUGUGGCCAACUCGACGCUGGCCGGAGGAGUCGCCAUCGGAACCACCGCUAACGUCGUCUUGGAACCAGCGCAUGCGAUGAUCAUCGGAUGUCUCGCCGGUCUAAUUUCAGUACUGGGCUACAAAUACAUUUCGCCAAUGCUUUCGAGCAAGUUUGGAGUUCAUGACACAUGCGGAGUUCACAAUCUCCAUGGAAUGCCCGGCGUCCUCGCAGCAUUAGCGUCGGUCGCGUUUUUGUUCGUUUAUGAAGAGUCUCAAUACCCAGGACAGUGAGUUUCCUUAAAACUUUUCUACCUUAUCAAAGUAUGUUUAGGUAUGACAAAAUCUACCCGGGAUUGUCGCGCGACGCAGAUGGAAAGCGUGCUUUCGAUGAGAAGAGCCAGGCGAUGAAUCAGCUGAUGGCGAUCGGACUCGUACUUCUCGCUUCUACAGUAUCUGGAUACAUUACUGGACUUCUACUGAAAGUGAAAGUGUGGGAUCAAGUUCGCGACGAAGAAUACUAUGCGGACGGGGAUUAUUUCGAGACACCGGGCGAUUACGAUUUCACUUCAAGAGUAAGCGGGACUGGUAACUGGGGCCUGCUGUCAUUUUGAUAAUUUCAGAUUGUGACAUCGGUUGAGAAAAUUGAAGUUGCUGAAUACAACUCUCUUAGUCAGAAAGAAGUGUGA